Anthonomus grandis grandis is the source of this 1814-nucleotide messenger RNA. RefSeq names its product facilitated trehalose transporter Tret1-like. Gene Ontology annotation, cellular component: membrane. Lineage: Eukaryota; Metazoa; Arthropoda; Insecta; Coleoptera; Curculionidae. The record is from RefSeq and is a predicted model, not a curated record. The transcript is spliced from 5 exons. Gene Ontology annotation, biological process: transmembrane transport. Gene Ontology annotation, molecular function: transmembrane transporter activity. Bases 276 to 1709 code for a protein of 477 amino acids.
GUUAAGUUCACUUCACCUAAUAAAUUCUUAUCCCUAAAUAAGCAAUAUAACAAAGUUGUAAAGAUAAACGCCAAUAUUCCACAAGUAAAACGCUUUUUUUUCACUAUUACAGUUUUAAAUGGACUAAUAACAACUGUAAAUAACUCACUUGGUAUAUUAAAUUAACAUGCUAUGAAAACUGAAUAAUCUUCCUUAACAGAUGCUUGGUUAAAAAUUUAAUUUUUUAUUGAUUGAUUCAGUUCAGUGUGUUGUGAUAGCUAAGUAAAAGUAACAAAAUGUAUAAAGUUUUUAGUGUUUUUCAAGGAACUUUUCCGCAAUUGAUGGCUGCAUUUUUUGCAACUGUCGGAGCCAUAUCAGAUGGAAUGCAAUUUGGAUGGUCUGCACCAUUUAUUCCGAUCCUCCAAGGUCCUGAUAGUCCAGUUAAAAUAACAGAUGAAGAUAUCGAUUGGUUAGAGUCUAUUUACAUGAUUGGAGGACUAGCGGGGUUACCACUUACCAUAUAUAUGGUCGAUAGAAUCGGAAGACAAAAAACUGUAUUAUUUGCCUCAUCUUCUAGCUUUACAGCUUGGAUUCUAAUAGGUGUGGCUAACCAUGUGAACUACCUUUACAUAGCUAGAUUUUUAACUGGUCUAGCUGCAGAUGUGGCUUUUGUUGCUGGACCCAUGUACGUUGCUGAGAUAGCUGAUCAAAAAAUUAGAGGUUUUCUAGCUGGAGUUAUUUUUCUUAUGAUGCUUGCUGGAUUUUUGAUUCUCUAUGGUGUGGCGCCUUAUGUGCCGUUUUAUGCUUGCUCCAUUAUCGGUGGAAUAAUUGUUGGUAUUCAGCUAGUUGGCGUGCCAUUUAUGCCAGACUCACCAUAUUAUUUAUUAACCAAGGGGAAACAUGAGAAAGCAAAAAAACAUUUGCAAUGGCUACGUGGACGCGAAGAUGUAGAUAAAGAACUUGAGGCUAUUGCUAUCGCUGUUGAACGACAAAAGUCCGAAAGAGGUCGCCCCCAAGAUCUUUUCAUAUCAAAAUCAAACCGAAAGGCUGUCAUAGUAAUGACAGUUCUUAAUACAGCUCAACACUUCAGUGGAAUGGCUGUUAUUUUGAUGAAUCUUCAUUCAAUUCUGAUCGCAGCUGGUUCAGUAACAAUCAGCUCUAAUGUAGCUGGAAUUUUAUUUUCGGCUAUUAUGCUUUUAGCAGCAACUGUAUCAGUUUUUGGUAUUGAUCAUAUCGGACGCAGAAUCCUGCUAGCCGUAUCAAGUUUCCUUACAGGAUUUGCUCUACUUGCUGUAGCAAUAUUUUUUACUCUUCAAAAAAGAGGGUUGGUAGGUCCUGAAAGUGCUUGGAUUCCUAUUGUAGCGAUUUUAGUUUAUGCUGCUGUAUUUAAAUGUGGCCUAGGUAUUAUACCGAUUGUCAUGACAGCUGAGUUAUUCCCAACUAAAGUAAAAGCGAUGGGUAUGGCUUUAGCCGACUUAAUUUUCCUUUUGACUGGUCUAGCUUCAAUACAGCUGUAUCAGAAUUUAGUUAGAAUAUAUGGACUAGAUGUGCCUUUUUAUAUUUUUGCCGCGUUUACAUUGAUAACGGCUGUUUUUUCGAUUGUGUACGUACCAGAGACUAAAGGGAAAACUUUGGAAGAAAUCCAGUAUAUUUUAAAGGGAGAACAACCACCGGCAGCUAAGAAGGAAGGGACUUAUGUGACAGAUGAUGUAGUAGAAAGUCCUCAGUAAAAUAAACUGUGAUAUUAUUUUUUUAUACUGUUUUAAUAAAAUGUAGGUAAAUAUUUUUUAUUGUAAAGUAAAUAAUGUUUGGCUAAUAGAUAUGAUUAUUGAUGG